Molecule: messenger RNA, 2069 nt
Organism: Penaeus monodon (black tiger shrimp)
Lineage: Eukaryota; Metazoa; Arthropoda; Malacostraca; Decapoda; Penaeidae
Product: metabotropic glutamate receptor-like
Exons: 4
Coding region: 1045-1965 (306 amino acids)
Biological process (GO): regulation of synaptic transmission, glutamatergic; G protein-coupled glutamate receptor signaling pathway
Cellular component (GO): membrane
Molecular function (GO): group II metabotropic glutamate receptor activity
Source: RefSeq, a predicted model, not a curated record
AGUAGUGCCAGGCGGGGCUACGUUGGGUGGAGUUACGGCUUCCGCGCGUCAACAGUGUGCCUCUCGCGUCCCUGACGUUCGCACGCCUCUCUGCCCAGUCCCGACGCCACGCCGCUGCCUUUCCGCCGCGCUCACUCGCUCGCGCGCGCCCGUUUGUGUGUGUGUAUGUGUGGACGCGUGCUGCCUGGAGGAGGAAGAACAUUUCGUGCCUCAGCGUCUGCCCGGUUGAUGCUUCGGGCUAUGAAGCCUCUGUUGCGGCCGCUGACACGUGGACGAGGCGCCUCGACCUUCAAGCACUUCUGAUGCACUUCGGUGCGGCUUCAAGGGAGUCUGCAGGCGCGGCGGGCUGGUGCGGGAUUCUCGAUCGUCUGACUGAGGAUAUCUUGAUGCAAGAAAGAUACUCGUAACCUCGCGUCGACAAGAUAUAGAGAACAGAGUUCACAAACAGAUAGAAACAUCGGGAGGAGAUAUAUAUAUAAAUAAAAAGGGAGCGAGCGUGCGGGCGAGAGAGAGAGAGAGAGAGAGAGAGAGAGAGAGAGAGAGAGAGAGAGAGAGAGAGAGAGAGAGAGAGAGAGAGAGAGAGAGAGAGAGAGAGAGAGAGGAACUAGAGAGAGAGGAAGAUAGGUGAAGAGAGAGAGAGGCUCAGAGAUGCGGACUUAGAAAUAAACGGCAUUUGCAUCAUUCUUGGAAGACUGUUGAAAACACAAUCGGUAAUUAUGGUACUGAGUGAGGCCAACUUGGAGCUACAGAGGAUUCACGGGAAAGGACACUGAAAAGGAAGAAAAAAGUAUAAAUAGAAUAGAAAGAGAAUUUACGAUAGAUUUUGGCGGGAGAAGAGGAGAAGGGGAGGAGGGAGAGUGAUUAAAGUUGUAGAAGAAGAUAAAAAGAAAAGAUAACCGUCGACGUAUACGGCCAAGACGAGAGGAGAGACUAUGGAGUAGCUGUCAAACCCUGAAGCAACAAGAUAUCCAUGUGUUAACAGUACAAAAGCUUUCGCACGCGGCCCAGACGAGCGAGGUCCUAGCGGAGCCCGAGGCCAGGAAGAUGUCUGCCCACAGGAGGGUGGAAGCGACAGUUCUGGCAUGGGCUUGGAUAUCCUGGCUGGCCUCCGUCGCGCUGUUCAUGGGUCAGAUCAGGUCGGAAGUCGCGGCCACCGGGGUGCAGCUGGACGGUGACCUCAUCCUGGGAGGCCUGUUCCCCGUGCACGAGAAAGGGGACAAAACGCCAUGCUCGUCUGCCGUGUACGACCGCGGACUGCAGCGCCUGGAGGCGAUGCUGUACGCGGUCGACCUGAUAAACAAGGACCCCGUUCUCCUGCCCAACAUCACGCUGGGCGUCCACAUCCUCGACACCUGCUCUAGGGACACCUACGCCCUCAACCAGUCGCUGGAAUUCAUCCGAGUGUCCCUGGACGCGCUGGACACCUCCGGGCUGGAGUGCUCGGACGGAAAGGAACCGCGCGUCAAGUACCGAGCCAAGCCCGUGCGCGGCGUCGUCGGGGGCUCCUACUCGUCCGUGAGCCUCCAGGUGGCCAACCUGUUCCGCCUCUUCCACAUCCCGCAGGUGAGCCCCGCCUCCACCGCCCGGGCGCUCUCCGACAAAGACCGCUACGAGUUCUUCGCGCGGACGGUCCCGCCGGACACCUUCCAGGCCAUGGCCAUGAUGGACGUGAUGCAGCUCUUCAACUGGUCCUACAUCUCCACCAUCUACUCCGAGGGAUCCUACGGCGAGUUCGGCAUCGAGGUCAUCCACAACCUGGCCGGCGCGAGGAACAUCUGUAUCGCCGUCUCGGAGAAGAUCCCGCACAACGCCGACCACCGCCUCUACGAGGACAUCGUGAUGAGCCUCCUGAAGAAGCCCACGGCGAGGGCGGUGGUCCUCUUCACGCGCGCAGAGGAUGCAAGGUAUGUUGAAGGACUCUGUGUACGUGUAUGUCGCGCCUGUAAAUUACACCCAUCACUGUGAUUUUUGCUAAUGUAAGUAUUACUGCAAAUUACAUUUUCAUUUUUGCUGAUAUCCCAUGACUGAGCCACAUAAAUUAGGUGAUGCUGAUACGAUUAUGAUUGCAG